Penicillium cataractarum is the source of this 828-nucleotide messenger RNA. RefSeq lists its product as uncharacterized. The record is from RefSeq and is a predicted model, not a curated record. The transcript is spliced from 3 exons. The coding region runs from base 1 to 828 and encodes 275 amino acids. NCBI's taxonomy places the organism in Eukaryota, Fungi, Ascomycota, Eurotiomycetes, Eurotiales, Aspergillaceae.
AUGUCGAACUUUAUGCACAAGGUAAAGGACGCCGUGACCGAGAGCCACGAUAGAGACAGAGUGCCCAACUCCGAAGUUCCAGGAGCACACAACACGUACAAAUCCUCGAAUCCCUACACAAAGGAUCCUGUUGCGAGCCAAAACAAUCCAUCGAUGAUGGAUCACGAAUCAGGACCCGGAACUAACAGACUUGGCAAUCAUGGCGGAGCUAGAGGACCUGAUACAUACAGCUCGGCCACCACAGGGGCCAAUACAGUCAAUUCUGGACCUCACAACUCGAAGUUAGCCAACAAGCUUGACCCUCGUGUGGAUAGUGAUCUUGACUUGGAAGAUCAUCGAGCCCAGAAUGCAGGCACCAUGGGAUCGCAAAAUCUCGGCGCUGCCCCUCAGGGAAUGAACGCCGGUAACAUGGCUACUGGUGAAAAACCUCGUGUCUUCGGUUCCGACAAUCAUACGUCCAAUGAGGAUAACUACAGCAAGUCUACGCAAGAGCACAAGACUCAUACUCAGCCCAGUGUCCCCGGUUCAGGCAAUCAGGUCACCAGUGAGGAUACCUCCAGUAGCUCCUCGCAGGAACACAAAUCACACUCUAGCACUACCCAUACCACACCUUGUCAGAUGAAUCCUCGUCCUGAGCCGGGUCUUGAAGGUCGCGCUAUGCAACCAGAGUUUGGCGGCGGUGCAGCUGGAGGCAGUAGCUAUACCCAACCACCCGUCCGAGAGCCAGCUGGUAUGCAGAACACCAAUCGCAUGGGUAAGGCUGACCCUCAAGUCCAGGGUAUGGGUUAUGAACAGAAUGAUUUGGCGAACCAGAGAAGUGCAUAUUAA